Molecule: messenger RNA, 1054 nt
Organism: Paramormyrops kingsleyae
Lineage: Eukaryota; Metazoa; Chordata; Actinopteri; Osteoglossiformes; Mormyridae
Source: RefSeq, a predicted model, not a curated record
AUGCGGAACCGGAAUCAGCAGUUUGACGGAAUGGGAUCUAAAGGAGAGAAAGAAUGGACACACACACAUAUGGACGUAACACUGUGGUCAGCAUUACUGGGAAUUUCCCACUGUAAACUGGAGAAUCUGAGUGUGGACCACAGUGGAGAGUGCCGGACCAGACCAGGCGUACAGAAAUACUCCUGCCAGCUGACACUGGACCCCAACACAGCACACAAACACCUGUCUUUCUCAGAGGGGAACAGGAAGGUGACAUGGGUGUGGUGGAGAAAGGAGGGGUCAGGUCGUUAUAGUCAGGAGAACUUUGAUGACUGGCCAGUCCUGUGCAGAGAGAGUCUGACUGGCCGCUGUUACUGGGAGGCUGAGUGGGAUGGAGAUGUAGCCGAGAUAGGAGUGACUUAUAAAGAGAUCAGGAGGAAAGGAGGGAUGGACUGUGAUCAUGACAAGUUAUGGAGUCUGCAGUGUCGUCCUGAUGAAUACUUUCUCUAUACCAAAAAUGGAGGGCCUGGCACACCCAUACAGCCCUCAGGCUCCCGCAGAGUAGGAGUGUAUCUGGACUGGGAGGCUGGUAUUCUGUCCUUUUACAGAGUCUCCUCUGAUGGACUGACCCUCCUGUACAGGAUCAGCACCUCAUUCACUGAGCCCCUCUAUCCAGAGUUUGUGGUUUAUCAAAGCAGCGAUCCGUUUGAGGAUUUUGAGUCUGAGGAUUCUGAGUCUGAGGAUUCUGAGUCUGAGGAUCACAUUGGACGCUCAGUGUCGUGGUGCAGGCUGCGAUAGCUCACUGCGCACUGGAGGAAUCAUUUUUACUGUAUCACAGUUUAACGUGUUGCCGCUUCUCCACGGUAAAUCUGUUUUUUAACAUGUAUAAUCCUUUUUACUCUGAAGUGUGACUGAUGUUAGAUAAGUUUUUUUCUCUCUGACUAAAAUACAACAAUGUAAUCCUGCUGGGGAGGGGGCAUAAGGUAACCCGCUCCCCUGUAUAUGUACAUUCUAUAUAAUUUAUGUAUAUAUUGUAUUUUCCUCUCUACAAUGACAAUAAAGGCCUUCUACUCUA